Messenger RNA from Chaetura pelagica (chimney swift), 1016 nucleotides. RefSeq names its product methylenetetrahydrofolate dehydrogenase (NADP+ dependent) 2, methenyltetrahydrofolate cyclohydrolase (gene MTHFD2). The coding region runs from base 1 to 972 and encodes 323 amino acids. Gene Ontology annotation, biological process: tetrahydrofolate interconversion. Gene Ontology annotation, molecular function: methylenetetrahydrofolate dehydrogenase (NADP+) activity; methylenetetrahydrofolate dehydrogenase (NAD+) activity; methenyltetrahydrofolate cyclohydrolase activity. Gene Ontology annotation, cellular component: mitochondrion. Lineage: Eukaryota; Metazoa; Chordata; Aves; Apodiformes; Apodidae. The transcript is spliced from 8 exons. The record is from RefSeq and is a predicted model, not a curated record.
AUGGGGCACCAGCUUCCUAAAAACAGGGGUGAUCUCAGCUUGAGAAACGAGGCAGUGGUGAUCUCAGGGAGGAAGUUGGCCCGGCAGAUCAGGCAGGAAGCCCGUCACGAGGUGGAGCAGUGGGUGGCAGCUGGGAACAAGAGACCUCACCUCAGUGUUGUUCUUGUGGGUGAAAACCCAGCCAGUCACUCCUACGUGCUGAACAAAACCAAAGCAGCUGCUGAUGUUGGAAUCAGCAGUGAAACCAUCCUCAGACCAGCAUCCAUCACUGAGGAGGAGCUGCUGGAUUUGAUCAGCAAACUCAAUAAUGAUGCUGAUGUGGAUGGUCUGUUAAUCCAGCUCCCUCUGCCUGAACACAUUGAUGAGAGGAAGAUCUGCAAUGCUGUGGCUCCAGCCAAAGAUGUUGAUGGUUUCCAUGUGAUCAACGUGGGGCGCAUGUGCCUGGACCAGUACUCCAUGCUUCCAGCCACCCCCUGGGGGGUGUGGGAGAUCAUCAAGAGGACAGGCAUCCCAACACUGGGGAAGAACGUGGUGGUGGCUGGCAGGUCCAAGAACGUGGGCAUGCCCAUUGCCAUGCUGCUGCACACAGAUGGGAGGCAUGAGCGCCCAGGAGGGGACGCCACAGUCACCAUAUCCCACCGUUACACACCCAAGGAGCAGCUGAAGCAACACACCAUCCGUGCUGACAUCGUGGUGGCAGCAGCAGGCAUCCCCAACCUGAUCACAGCUGAUAUGAUCAAGGAAGGAGCUGCAGUGAUUGAUGUGGGGAUAACCAGGGUGCAGGAUCCCAUCACUGCCAAACCCAGGCUGGUUGGGGAUGUGGAUUUUGAAGGGGUGAAGAAGAAAGCCAGUUACAUCACUCCAGUCCCAGGGGGUGUGGGGCCCAUGACUGUGGCCAUGCUGAUGAAGAACACCAUCAUUGCUGCCAAGAAGCUGCUGAAACCCAAAGAGCUGGAAGCAUCAGCUGCUUAACGUGGGACCCCCCAGCACUCAGAGCAACAUUCCAAACUAACUCC